Molecule: messenger RNA, 3696 nt
Organism: Scheffersomyces coipomensis
Lineage: Eukaryota; Fungi; Ascomycota; Pichiomycetes; Serinales; Debaryomycetaceae
Gene: MSH2
Product: mismatch repair ATPase
Exons: 1
Coding region: 486-3431 (981 amino acids)
Biological process (GO): mitotic recombination; mismatch repair
Cellular component (GO): MutSalpha complex; nucleus
Molecular function (GO): ATP binding; ATP-dependent DNA damage sensor activity; mismatched DNA binding
Source: RefSeq, a predicted model, not a curated record
AAAAAAAAAAAAAAAAAAAAAGAAAUACUAAACAACGCCACUGUUAAAAUUUGAUUGAUCCUCCUCCUCCUCCUCCUAUUUUAAUUAAUUGAAUUUUAUCCUUUUUCAGUUUAAAUGUUAAUUUCACAUAGUCAAUUCAUAUGAUAAUCAAUUGUUAUAUACAUCCUCAAUUCUUAUCAAUGGAAGUAGAUCAUCUUCUCUAAAUCAUCAUGCCAAGAACAGUACCCCUGUAAAUAUUUCCUUCUCUCUGUGUCGAGCCCUUUUGUACCAUACGUCAUAUUUUAUUUGUCCUCACUUUUGGUUUGUCGCAAAGUUAUGUCAUAAAAAUAUAAAAAACGACAAACCAAAAAAUGACAAAUCGCGAAAUCUCUAACUAACAAAAAAACAACAACACCAAACGCGUUUACAAUUUUAAUUUCUUGUUUAUUUCGUUUACAACCAAAUACUCUAUCUUCUUUCAUCCAAUCAAUCAAUCAAUUGAAAUCAUGUCCAGCUCUAGGCCUGAUCUAAAGUUCACAGACAACGCUGAUGAAAGACUGUUCUACAUCAAGUUUGCCAAGUUACCUCCUAAAGAUCAAGCUACCAUUCGUAUUAUUGAUAAUAAUAAAGAUUAUUUCACCGCUUUAGAUGAUGAUGCUGAUUUGAUUGCUGAUAAUAUCUAUAAAACUCAAUCAGUCAUCAAAUAUAAUCAAUCAAAGAAGAACAAAUACGUCACCAUCGCAUCUCAAGUGUUCUUAAAUAAUGUAUUGAAAUUUGUCUUAAUUGAUAAACAUUCCAAACUUGAAAUCUUUAAUAAAAAUUUCGAUUUAAUUUGUACGGCUACAGCAGGUAAUUUAGAAAAUUUAAGUAUGGAAUAUGGAGUUAAUUUAGAAUCCAUGUUUCAAGAUUGUUCAAAUCCUAUCAUUGCUGCUUUGAAAUAUAUUCAAUCAGGUGCUACCAAUAAUGUUAAAAAAAUUGGAGUAUCAUUUAUUGAUAUUCUGAAUGCUACUAUUCAAUUAUCUGAAUUUGAAGAUAAUGAUUUAUUUUCAAAUCUUGAAAGUCUUUUAUUACAAUUAGGUGUGAAAGAAGUAGUUUUACCAUCUAAUUAUUCUAAUGAUGAUCAAAAUUCUGAAUUUAUUAAAUUAUUUCAAGUUUUAGAUAAAAUUGGUAAUUUGGUUAUUAGUACUAUAAAAUCAUCAUUAUUUAAUACUAAAGAUAUUGAUCAAGAUUUAUCUAAAAUCGUUAUCAAUGAAAAAAAUAAUGAUGAAGAAUCAAAUAUUGAACUUAUUUUAGCUUCCAAGGGGAUUAAUACUACUGAUUAUCAAAUUUCAUUAUCUUGUACUAAUGCUUUAAUUAAUUAUUUGAAUUUAUUAGGUGAAAAUGAUUAUAAUUUUACCAUUGAUCAAUAUAAUUUAUCAUCAUUUAUGAAAUUAGAUUCAUCAACCAUGAAAGCACUUAAUAUUUUCCCCAUAUCAGGAAAUACGAUAUCAAAAUCAAAAUCAAAUAAUAAUGUCGGUUCGAUAUUUGAAUUGUUAAAUAGAUGUAAGACUCCAGCUGGUUCUAGAUUAUUAUCCCAAUGGUUGAAACAACCUUUAACAAAUUUAUCAAUGAUUGAAGAAAGACAUCAAUUAGUUGAAAAUUUAAUUUCAAAUACUAAUCUUCGAGUAUUUUUAACUCAAGAUUUUCUUAGUCAAGUUCCUGAUAUUAAAAGAUUAGUUAAAAAGAUUUCUAUCGGUAUUGAUAAAUCUGUCGGUAAUGAAAAUAAAAAAUUAGAAGAUGUGGUAAGAUUAUAUCAAUUGAUUUUAAUUUUACCAACUUUAAUUGAAAAUCUUGAUUUAGAAACUGAUCCAUUAGUGGGAAAAUAUUGGUUACAACCUAUUAAACGUGAUUAUGAAUUAUUAUUAAAAUUCCAAGAAUUAAUUGAAACUACAGUAGAUUUAUCACCAUUGGAUUCUACUUCAUCAUAUGAUUUAUUACAUACUGAUUUUAAUAUUAAACCUGAAUUCGAUGAUUCAUUAAUUGAAAUUGAUCAAAAAUUACAACAUACCCUUUCCGAAAUUAAACAACAACAAGAAGAAGUUUCUGAUGAUUUAAAUAUGGAAAUUGAUAAAAAAUUAAAAUUAGAAAAACAUAUUCAACAUGGUUGGUGUUUAAGAGUUACCAGAAUUGAUUCUCAUGUGUUAAGAAAUACUAAUAAUAAAUAUAAUGAAUUACAAGUGGUUAAAGCCGGGGUUUUCUUCACUACUAAGAAAUUAACUCAAUUAUCAAAACAAUAUAAUGAAACAUCAAUGGAAUAUAAUAAAAAGCAAAGAGAAUUAAUUAAAGAAAUCCUUGCUAUAAGUUUAACUUAUCAACAAGUAUUCACUGCAUUAUCAUUAACUAUUUCUCAUUUAGAUGUUUUAACCAGUUUUGCUAAUGUGGCAAUCAUAGCCCCUAUAUCAUUCAUCAAACCAAAAUUACAUCCUUUAAGUCCAUCUAUGGAUAGUCCUGAAUUUAAACAAAGAAAGAUUAAUUUAAAAGAAGCAAGACAUCCUGUGGUUGAAGUUCAAGAUGAUGUUAAUUUCAUUGCUAAUGAUAUUCAAUUUUCCAAUGAUGAUAAAUCAUUUGUGAUUAUCACAGGUCCAAAUAUGGGUGGUAAAAGUACUUAUAUAAGACAAGUUGGUGUGAUUGCAUUAAUGAGUCAAAUUGGUAGCUUUAUACCUGUAUCAGAUGAAGAUGAAGCUAUUGCUGAAAUCCCUAUAUUUGAUGCUAUUUUAUCAAGAGUUGGUGCAGGUGAUUCUCAAUUAAAAGGAUUAUCCACAUUUAUGAUUGAAAUGUUAGAAACUUCAUCAAUUUUAGCUACUGCAACUCAUAAUUCAUUAAUUAUAAUCGAUGAAUUAGGUAGAGGUACAUCUACUUAUGAUGGAUUUGGAUUAGCGUGGUCAAUUCUGGAACAUUUAAUCACCGAAAAGAAAUGUUUUACUUUAUUUGCAACUCAUUUCCAUGAAUUAACUCAAUUAUCAUCAAAAUAUCCCAAUGUUGAUAAUUUACAUGUCACAGCUCAUAUUGAAAAGGAUUCUACCAAUGAAAAUAAUGAUGAUAUAACAUUAAUGUAUAAAGUUGAACCUGGUAUUUCAGAUAAAUCAUUUGGUAUUCAUGUGGCAGAAUUAGUUAAAUUUCCAACCAAGAUUGUUAAUAUGGCUAAGAGGAAAGCAUCUGAAUUACAAGAUUCUAAUUUAACUGAAGGUGAUAAAUUCAUUCAAAAUAAGAGAACCAAUUGUAAUGAACAAGAAAUUAAUGAUGGAUUAAAUAAAUUAAAACAAGUGUUAAAACAAUGGAAAGCAGCUUGUUAUAAUGAACUUGAUGGAUCAUGUAAAUUAAGUAGUAAUGAUGCUAUAGAGAAUUUAAAGACUUUAGUAGAGGAGAAUGGUAUUAAGAAUGAAAAGUUAGUUACUGAGAUCCUUAAUUUAUAAAACAUUGGUAUAAACAAUAGAAUAGGCGAUGGCUGCAACUGAGAAAAAGAAAAGAAAAAUUGCAUCACUUUUUCGUAUUUGAUUUCUAUUUUUCUUUUUUUGAGGCUUGCUAUAUACUUUUUACAGUCAUUGAUUUCUAAAUAUAAAAAAAAUUUAAUUAAUAAAAUUAAAAUAUCCCCAUUUGUGCUAAAUAUAAAUUAUUUUUGAAUUGGCCUGGCCUGGCUCUUGCCUAUUUGAUAUAUAAAAAAAGACCUACUUAUUGAUU